AUGCGGCGUUUACUAAGUAAUUGGGAAAAUGGCGGCAGACUGUUAUCCAACAAAAAUAGUAUAAUAAUAAAAUGCUUAGAACGACAUGCAAGUGGAGGAGUGGACGCUAAUGUGCAACCAGGAAAAGAGCGGCAGCCUGCGCAGAAAUCCCCGGCGGAAAACGGCGAUGCUUUCGCAACGAAAUAUUGCAUGGGUCUUGUGGAAAAAUACGACUAUGAGAACUACCUGAGUACGUUGUUGCUGCCCCAGGAGCUCCGACAAGCGGCAUUUGCACUGCGCGCCUUCAACGUCGAAGUUUCCCGAUCUGUUGUUGGCCAUCACCUCGAGCCUCAAAUAACCAAAAUGCGGCUUAAGUUCUGGUACGACUCGAUUGAUAAAUGCUUUGAACCAGCGACGAAUAAAUCAUAUGUGCAGGACCAGCCUGUGCUACGCGAGCUGCAACGCACAGUGGGCGUGCGGCGGCUUAAUAAAGUCUACCUGCGUCGGCUAGUGACGGCGCGCGAACGUCCAUCUAACCAGGCCUUCGAUGUGAUGCGUGAUCUAGAAGAUUACGCGGAUCAGACCUGCGCCUCGCUAAUGCAUUUGCUGGUGGAGCUGAGUGGAAUACGGGACAUAAAUGUGGACCAUGCCGCCUCCCAUGUGGGCAAGGCGCAAGGUAUUGUGAUGCUGUUGCGCGCUAUACCACACACUGGACGACAGCAGGCGGUCGCAGUGCCCCUUGAGGUGUUGGUGCGGCAUGGCGUGAGUCAGGAACGAAUUUUACGAGGCGCGCCCGACGACAAGGCUGUGGAGGAGUGUGUCUUCGAGGUGGCUAGUGCGGCAAAUACACAUCUGGAGCUGGCAAGGCAGCUAUUGCCGCAAAUGCCACGAGUGGCGCGUAAAAUCUUCCUAUCUGCCGUUGCCACAGGCUCCUAUUUGGAAAGACUGCGUCGCGCACACUUCCAGCUGACACAUGCGAGCUGCAUAAAACGCGAUUCAAUGCUGCCGGCGCGACUCUUUUGGAAGUCGCUGUUCAAUAAAUUUUGAAGCUGUAAGUUAAGUUCCUUUUAUUGUUGAAAUAAACUGACCGAUCAAGUCAAGUCUGUGAGGCUAAACCAAACACA
Messenger RNA from Scaptodrosophila lebanonensis, 1103 nucleotides. RefSeq names its product NADH dehydrogenase (ubiquinone) complex I, assembly factor 6 homolog (gene sicily). The record is from RefSeq and is a predicted model, not a curated record. Gene Ontology annotation, biological process: mitochondrial respiratory chain complex I assembly; biosynthetic process. Lineage: Eukaryota; Metazoa; Arthropoda; Insecta; Diptera; Drosophilidae. The transcript is spliced from 4 exons. The coding region runs from base 1 to 1026 and encodes 341 amino acids. Gene Ontology annotation, cellular component: mitochondrion.